AGGAACCGGGGCUGGCAGAGUUUGGAGAGGAAACUUUCUCCCCCGUCCUGGCUGGAUGGGGUGACCGUGAUCGCGGCUCCCCGCCGCAGCCCUCAGCCGCCGUGCGGGGGGAACUUGCCGCCGCUGCCGUCCCACUGCGGGCUUGGGUCGCGGGGCUGCUUGGACAAGCGCUUUGCCUGGGGGAAGACUGCCGGGCUGACGGAGCGGAGAGAGGAGCCCUCGCUCCUUUGGUUCAUUUCCAAACAUUUUUGACAGAGGAAGGAUGUAAUAACAUGCCACGGGCAAUAAAUCAUAAGCUAGCUACUCCCCCUGGCUCCCCUCCCCCAGCCCCGGCGGUCCCGGCCCCUCUAUAGAGGGAGGGGCGGAGGGGACUCCAGCAGAGCGCCGCAGCCGUCAGGACCAGCAGUCCAGCUCCUGCCUCGCGCUCCGCCAGCCGCCCCAGCAUGGACCUCCGAGCCCUGGCUCUGCUCGCCUUCGCCCUGGCGAUCAUCUCCCUCUCGGAGGAGAAACCUGUCAGCCUGACUUACCGGUGCCCAUGUCGAUUCUACGAGAGCAACGUGGCAAGAGCCAACAUUAAGCACCUCAAAAUCCUCUCCACACCCAACUGCUCACUUCAGAUUGUUGCAAGGCUCAAGAGCAACAGCAAGCAAGUGUGCAUUGAUCCCAAGUUAAAGUGGAUCCAGGAAUAUCUGGAGAAAGCUUUAAACAAACCACGUCAUCGCACUCAUAAAAAAAAGCAACAGAAGAAACGGGGCCCACUCUGCCCUUCCCGUGCAACACCACUAAAGUCUCCAGGGAGGAAGAAUGGAGGUUCAAGAUGUAAGAGGCAAGCAUUGUAAGCCGUCUACAGGAUUUCUUACUGUAGGACCCAGAGAGCAGAUAACCAGUAUUAGGGAAUGAAUACAUUUCACUGUUAUCAUGCAGCACAAAAGCAACGCUUCAUGCAUUUCCAAAGGAUUUUUUUUUUGUUUGGGUUUUUUUGUGAUUUUUUUUUCCCCACAAAUUGGCUUGCUUUCACAGUGCUAUUUUUAUAUGGUAAGAUGUAACUAUUUGAGAAAAAAUAUGUUUUUAUACAGGUUGUUUUAUUACCUAGCACUGAGGGCAGAUAUGAAUUUAAACUAACCCUAUGUUAUUAUAUAAUAUUUUAUUUCCUUUGUUAUGUAGAGGUCCUGCUUUAUUUAACUUUCUUUUGGUUCAUGCAAGUCUCCUGGAGUUUUAAACCUAGAAGGACAUGAACUGUACAGUGCAAUGAUGUUGUGUAAGUAGUGGGGAACUCCUUGCCUCCAGAAGUCAUCAAGGCCAAGAACAUAGGAAGGCUAAAAGGCAUCAGUCAUUGAUGAAGGUGGAUAGCACUACUAUGGGUGGCAUUUAUAGGUAUAUUGAGUAAGGGAUCAAACUCAGGUCUACAGGGCUGAAGCCCUUCUCUGAAGAUCAGAGACCUUGGUUACAGCUGUGAGCAACUGGGUCAAUGCAAGGUGCUAGUACUUGGUUUGUAGCAGUUGUGUGUUUUAGGAGCCACAACACUGGCCUGAUGUCACCUGGCAUUUCCUAUGUUCCUGUGUUUCUGAUGACAAAUUUUAGCACAAAAAGGAAUGGGUUAUUAAAGGUCUAACCACACGUUCAUGUUGGAAAUCGCUGGAGCAGUCAAAUAUGCUUCCAUGCACCAUGUGUCUCUUCCCACCCAUCCACAGGAGGUGGCGUCAGCUCAUCUGGCUAGCUUUGCACUGAAGUAUGCAGAGAUGCAUUCACAUGACCCUUCACCAGUGAUGCUGUAGCCUUGGCUACUGAACAGUCACACAUACACGAGGGCAGUAACAUCUCUGAUUGCUCUGGAGAUACCUAGAAGAGGAUGUCUGGCCACAUCUUUGGCAAAAAGAGAUGCCUGGGCAAGAGAUGGUCUACCUAGUUUGUGGAAGGAGUGGUAUUUCCCAGGUGUGGAAAUGAAGGCUGACACUCACUGUUCAUCAGUGGUCAUGGCCCUGUUUGCUGGUGAACAGGAUGGCCUCUGCGAUUUCCUUUGCAAAGUACACCUGGGGACAGGUACCACUUCUUGCACUGAUUCCCUCUCUUAUCCAGAAAUGUCUUUCUCCUGAUUCUUACUUGUAUAUGCACUGUCUUUGCUAUAUAGUGUAUGGAAAGACACUUGGAGUACUGCAAUAAUCACAUUGCGCUCUGCGCCUGGAUCCAAGGGAAAGCACAUUUGUGCAGCACAAUGCUUGUGUUUGUGUGUAUCUGUGUGUGUAUUGUAAACAAAAAGAUGUUAUAAGAUUGUACUUUUUUUGAGCGGGUUGCUUCAAAAGGAAACCUCCCUCUUUGCAGCCUGUGUUGGGAACAUUGAGUGUUUCACUAAGCACUCCUUUUUGUGGCAGGCAUCUUCUGUGCCUAAGAGGCACUUUGGCUAGCCAGAAACUACCUUAUUUCCAUGUGGAUUCAGGUAAAAAUCUUUGAAGUAUUUUCCUCUCUGCAAAACAGUGCUAUUACAGAGAGUGCUUCAGUUGGGACCACAUCACCUCAUUUGCUUUAAAGAAGAAAUCAACUGCUGUGCCUAAAAUGUAUGUGUUAUGAUUUUGACAUUCCUUCUAUUAUUAUCAUUACCAACUUGAUGCUUUAAGUAUAUUGUGUCUCUAUUUUGAAAGGUCUGAUACCACUAUACUUUAUGAGAAUUGGAGUGUUGAUUUAAUGUCAGUAGGAUCAGAUUGUCUGUUGUAAAGGUAAAGACAGAAAGAACUGUUAUGAGAAAACCAGUUUCUUGUUUCCUCCCUGCACUGUACUUUAUAUCCCAGGGUCCAUCUCUUGUCCCCACAGAUGCACCCACAAUUGCUAGUGGUUUGCCAGAGGUGGCCACUUGAGUGUCAAAGCCAAGAAUGACUUUGGGGAAAACGUGGAAGAAUCUUGGUUCUGACACAAAUGGGGAGCUUGUCCUUUUCACCCAGGACAGUGCAUUCUUCACAGGUGUUUCCCAUCCAAGGACAGCCUGAGGUCUGAUCCGUUCUCAUUGGGGUAAACAGAUAAUUAAAUAAUCCUAAUUUUGAUUCAGCAGCAUACCUUGCUAAUGAUUAUAGAGGCCAUGAAGAUUUUGGUUUUAGGGGAAACGUAAGUUUUCAAGGGAAAAGAAAGGAUGGGUAGAUGUGACUGUACAGUCUUGCCAGAGACUUGCCUCCUUUGUUAAAAGGAGGUGCAUGUGGGGUCAACACCAGCAGGGAAAGGUCUCUGGGCACAUGCCCAUUCCACAUUACAGCCUGGGCAAACAGACCACUUUGACAGAAGCAUUGAGAUGGGCAGUGCUGGAGCACCCUGGCCAAACCCUGGGGUCUCAGCUCUGGACAGUAUAGCUGGGUAGUGGAGGUACUGCAGGAAAUGGGGUCACCUGACAACCUUCUCUUCUGUGGCACACUAGUGGGCAUUGCAGGGGCAGACUGUGCUAAAGGGAGGGCAUUUGCUCCUGGGAGAAAUGCAUGAGUAGCAGCAUGAAGGAAAGGGACUCCCUGCAAGGCUAGGGAGCACUGACUGCCAGGUGGUGGUUGUCUGGGUGCCUCGUGGGCUCUUUGCCUUGGGCACUUCUUGGGACUUACACUGUGACCUGGGCCCUGACACAGCUGUAGGCAAGACCACUCAGGGCAUGGGGCUGCUCUAGGGAGCCAGCACCAUGUCCCUCCCUGGCCUGGAGCAAGGUUGAGCCCAGUGUGAAUGUGGGGUUGUCACAGGCCUGGCCAGGAGUAGCUGAAGACUUAAGUGAGAACCUGGUAAAAGGUUUCUCAUGGUUUGGACCAAAAUUCAACCUUGAGUUGCUUUGAGCUUUGCUUUUUGCCUGACAAUAUUUUCAUGAUACAAUGGGAAGAGCAGCCGUGCCCUUCACACUAGAGAAAUCCGUCACUUGGCUACCCCACGCUCCCUGUGCUGUCCUGUGCAUGGCACACUAGUCCUCCCUUGCAGACCAUGGUCUUUGCAGGUUAAAAAGCAUUAGAAACCCAUUCAAGGAGAGCACUAGGUUUUUCUGUCUGCCUUUAGAUUUUGACCAAAGAUUGAAUCAGAGAAAGGAAGUGUGGGCAGAUGGGAGUGACAUGGAAAAGAAGGAGGGAAGAGGUAACACUGAACUGGUGCUGAAAAAGCAGCUUCCAUAAAUGUGAAAUCAUCAUGUGUGGUAUUUUCAAAGUGCAGCUGUCGAAUCCUAUGGUUGGAUUUUUUUUCUUUUUUUAAUAGAAUUAAUGGUAUUUAUUGCUGUGCCAAUUUUUUAUUUAUAUUAGCUUUACACUUGUAUGUAUAUCUUAUCUGAAUUCUGCCCAAGGAAGGAUGAAGGGUGACUUUUUGAUAUGUUUUUAAUUAAGGUGUUUGAACAAAGGUGACUGUUCAUUUUGCAAUGAAGGCUAUAUUUGAAGUGAAAGAUACACAUUUUGUGGAAAAUGCAGUUCCUAUAGAAGUUUUUCUUGCUGUUUCCCCUUUAUUAGCAUAUAGAGAGUCCUUUUUUCUGGCAACUUGUGAGUGAUGUGAUCUAUAGUAACCAGGGGGUUCUGAGAACUCAUCAUCUAAAAUCUGAAUUAUUUUCUUUACCAAUCUACUAUCAAGACAAGCCUUGUCUGCAAACAUGAAACUCUGGUGGCCACAGAGAAGAAAACAUGUAUCAUGAUUAAAGGGCUGCAUGAACCUCCCAUUUUCCACUCCUUAAGAACUCGGUGUUGUCAGAAUGUGGUAAAUACUGUAUUCUAUUUUUUUAUUAAGUAAAAAGAAAUAUCUUCCCAGAUAAUGUGAAAAGGGUUUUGUAUUUGUGUUCCUGUAUGGCAGCUUUUAUGGAGGAGUUGUAUUAUGCUUUUGAAAUUACUCCUUUCAUAGAAUAUUUUGAAAAUAAACACUUUUAUAUUGUUGUAAUUUCUCCCAUAAAUGUGUAUGCACUUAAAAUUUUCUUAAUAAAAAUGUUUAUCUAAAUGAAA
Molecule: messenger RNA, 4925 nt
Organism: Columba livia (rock pigeon)
Lineage: Eukaryota; Metazoa; Chordata; Aves; Columbiformes; Columbidae
Gene: CXCL12
Product: C-X-C motif chemokine ligand 12
Exons: 5
Coding region: 444-839 (131 amino acids)
Biological process (GO): immune response; defense response; chemotaxis
Cellular component (GO): extracellular region
Molecular function (GO): chemokine activity
Source: RefSeq, a predicted model, not a curated record